AGCGAGAGCGAGAGCGAGAGCGAAAUAUGCAGUGCCAGUGAAUUGCGUGUAUGCAAAGUAAACGUAUGUACGAAAUUACGAAUAAAUGUACGAUAUGUACUUUGAGUGCUGAUGUAAUGCUUGGCGCUAGCGAAGGCCUAUCUGCGACGACUCUGCGUGUACGAGUACGAGUGCAAGUACGUUCGCGUUAAUCGCGUUUACGAGUAUUAUCGCAAUCGCAAUCGCGUGUUUUCAUGUGCUGUGUGUCCUCAGUACUGUUGAUGUGCACCUCUGCCUACAUCGUGUGUCGUAAGUAGAUACCUACUCGUAUCGUACACUUUGAACUUGAAAUUAUCGCGAAUACGCGUUCGCGUUUGCGUUUAGCCGGUACCAUCACAGCUAAGUAUACCCACAGCCACAGCCAAGCUACGAGUAGGUACCAGACCACAGACCUACUACGUAGUACCUAUACGAGUAAUUAUUGACAGCUGAAUAGUUGAAUAUGCUCAGCUUUACUGCACAUUACAACCACUAUUACUCGUCAUAGCAGCAGAAGCAGCAUUAUUGUUCCGCACUCGUACACGGCAAUCGAAAAAAUUCAUAAACAUAAACGCGAACACGUGACGAACGGUGACUGACGCGAAUAGUACGUAAAAUUGAAGCGAGCUGAGCUGAGCUGACGCUUGACAGCCGAUUGCGAUCGUUGCGAUCGCUUCAUGGUCUGCGCCGUGCCUUCGCCACCGCCGCGCCGUAUCCGGAUCCGGAUCCCAAUCCCAUCCAUAUCUACUCGUACUCGUACUCGUAGUCUUACCAUACGAGUAUACCACAUCCACUAUGGAAACGAAGACAUUGCAACAAUUUCAAGACGAACCAUAUUCAACCAAGUGCGCAAAUUUUCGCCGUAACUCUGUUUCAUGGAAAGACGUUAAAUAUCAAAUUGUGACGAGUAAUGUAGCUUUUCUAUUCACUAUCCAUGCCGGAGUAAAUUUGGCAUUUUCAAAUUUAUUGCUAAACGAUUUGGAUCGGGAUACGAGCUCAUGGUUUGCUAGUAUGGGCGCUAUUGGUACUCCGAUUGGAGCGAUCGCUUGCGGACCGUUGAUGGAUAGAUUCGGACGAAAAGCGUGUAACCUGAUGAUCGCUUUGCCGUGCGUCGGUGCCUGGUUAAUUUUGGGUUUGGUAGACCGUCGAAACGUUUUGCUGCUCUAUCUGAGUCGAUUGCUGGCCGGAAUAGCUGCGGGUUUAACCACCUCGAAUUUGGUUUACGUAUCGGAAACGUCGCACAAAAAAUACCGUUCGCUAUUUCUAUCGCUACUCGGUAUACAUUUCGCAUUCGGAAUUCUGCUGACGACGUUGCUCAAGCUGAUAUUCACGUGGAAGCAGAGCGCCGUCUUUUUCGCGGCCUUCUUCUCUGUGGUCGCAUUGCUGGUACUGCGACUGACGCCCGAAAGUCCCGUAUGGUUGGCCAAUUUCCGUAACGAUUUUCACGCAGCCAAACGAUCGUUGAGCGUGCUCAACAGCAACGCCCAGAUUUUGCAAGAAGAAUGGUGCCAACUGCAGAGGACGAACGUGGCGACCGCCGAAGACGAAGAAGAAGACGAAGAGAAAACAGCGAUGGCGGCGUCGACUGGUACACGCGGCGGCGAUGUCGGCGGCGGCAAAUACGGCUGGUUCGAGCCGACCGUUUACAAGCCGCUGGCCACGUUGAUAAUUCUGAUCCUGAUGCAGCAGCUGAGCGGUCUGUACGCGACCGUGUACUACGCGUACGACAUCUUUCCCAGACUGAGUCCGAAAAUUGGUCGCACGCUGAAGCAAGAGGCGUUCGUGCUGUUCGGCGUGGUACGAUUCGUCGCCAGCUUGGUCAGCUGCUGCGUAUCCACCAAAGUAGGCAGACGCAAAUUGCUGAUGGCGUCCAGCGUGGCCAUGCUGCUGGCGUUGGUCUCGACCGUCGUAUCGACCUCCGUAUCCGUAUCGGUAUCGGCGACGCUCGAUGCGGCCGAGUGGCGCGAUUUCGCCGAAUACGCGGCCACUUUCGGCUUCGUACUGUACGUGGGCGUUGGCGCCGUCGGCGUCAUGACCAUUCCCUGGACGCUGAUCGUCGAACUGAUGCCGACCGAGAAGCGCGCUUUCGGAGGCGCCGCGCUCAUAUCGUACGCCUAUCUGCUCAUCUUCGUCUUGGUCAAAACGCUGCCGUUUGCGCUCGAUUACGUCGGCGUCAUCGGCACCUUUACCUUUUUCGCCGCAAUCUCGCUGCUCAUCACCUUCUUCGUGUAUUUCUUCGUUCCAGAAACGCUGAAUCGUACCCUCUUCGAAAUCGAAUCGUUUUACGCUCACGCUAACGCUAACGCUAACGCUGCCGCUGCCGCUGACUAUCCCAAAAUUUCAAGAUGAAUAGCUCCGCGACUGUGCCAGUGUUCGAGGGUUAAUUUCGAUCAGCGUCCCGUCCAAUGUUGCAGCCCAACUCUUAUUUCGAAUUUUCGAUCAUCCGGUAAAAUGAAAGAAAAACGCCCAACAAUCGCGUGCAAGUAUACGAGUACACCACUAGUCCUAAAAUCCUACUACAUACGUCACAACGCGAUGUAUCGAAUCCAUUCGUGCAUUUAUACCUCACUAUCUAUUAUACGUAAAAUACGUAAAUGUUAUUACAUAUUAUAUGAAAUCUAUGCACUCGGUGCUCGGAAAGCACUAAUUCGUAUGUGCAUGUGCCAUAAUUACUUGUAUCACGUACCUACGUGUAAUGUGCAAGUACUAAGUAAUAAGUAAAUAAUGUACUAUUUGCAUAGGUACAGGUACCUAGACUGACAAUGAUACGUUUUGAGCGUCUAAUUCCGAAUUCGAACAAAAUAAACGUUUGUUUGUAGUAA
Molecule: messenger RNA, 2840 nt
Organism: Planococcus citri (citrus mealybug)
Lineage: Eukaryota; Metazoa; Arthropoda; Insecta; Hemiptera; Pseudococcidae
Product: facilitated trehalose transporter Tret1-like
Exons: 6
Coding region: 814-2367 (517 amino acids)
Biological process (GO): transmembrane transport
Cellular component (GO): membrane
Molecular function (GO): transmembrane transporter activity
Source: RefSeq, a predicted model, not a curated record